AUGUCAACCUCGAACCCCAAUGCGACAUUUCCGAUAGUGAAACUGAACUUUAAGGGGGUGUUUAUUCGUCGUCCUUUAUCUUACACUAAUGAUUGUAAGAAGCUAUACUAUUAUGAGCGAGGUGCUCCCCUUUUGAAUGGCCUUACGCCUAUCUCGAAUGAAAUGGAAUAUGCAGGUUUCAUCUUUGAUGCAUAUGGAACUCAUGGUCAAAUAUCCCUUUAUGUGGACCAUAUUGGUGAUGGAAUAAAUGAUAUGUUUGAGUCAGAAGGAGCACAUGAUGACCAUGAUUCUUGCAUUAGUGGUGGGAAUGAUGAAAUAGGUCCCCUUAGGGAUGUGAUAGUGGAUUUUAAUGAGGAAAUAGUCACUAUGAAUAGGACAUGUAAUGAUGAAUUCUUGACUAAAUUGUGUGCCUAA
Molecule: messenger RNA, 414 nt
Organism: Lactuca saligna
Lineage: Eukaryota; Viridiplantae; Streptophyta; Magnoliopsida; Asterales; Asteraceae
Source: the annotation of a GenBank genome assembly